AUGACAGGUAACAAUGGAAGCGAGUCCAUCGAUCUGGCCGAACUUGGUUCCCCGUCAACGACAGAGAAUCCAGUGAAGGCGAAGGUUGAAGAUUUGCGUGAAGGGAACCAGUCAGUUAAGAGAGGGCUCAAAUCCCGGCAUUUUACACUCAUGGCGUUUGGGAGUGCGGUUGGCACCGGGCUCUUCCUGGCCAUCGGCGAGGCACUCAGUCGUGGAGGUCCAUUGUCCGUGUUUCUGUCCUAUUCGAUUACUUCGCUGGCAGUCUAUGCAACGAUGCAAUGUUUAGGAGAGAUGGGUACUUGGAUGCCCGUUGCGGGGGCCAUUCCAACCUAUUGUUCUCGGUUUGUGGACGAUGCUCUAGGGUUCGCAGUAGGUUGGAAUGUCUGGUACGCCAACGCGAUGGUCGUCUGUGCUGAGGCGUCUGCCGCGGCUCUUGUGAUUGAAUACUGGACCACUUCGGUGAACCCGGCCGUCUGGAUAACAAUCAUCAUUAUAGUUGUGGUCCUGCUCAACAUCAUUGUCGUAUCCAUAUUUGGCGAGGCGGAGUUUAUAUUCAGUAUUAUUAAACUAUCAACGAUGAUAGGGCUGCUCAUUCUGUCACUGGUCAUCGACCUUGGUGGCGCUCCGGGCCAGGACCGACUAGGGUUCCACUACUGGAUGCACCCAGGUGCGAUGAGAGAAUACAUAGGAACUGGCCCUACUGGGAGAUUUGCAGGUUGGUUUUCAACUGUGGUCGCCGCUGCGUUUGCGUUUGGCGGCUCCGAGGGCAUUAUCGCGGCUGCUGGUGAGGCCCAAAACCCACGGAAGAAUAUACCAAUGGCAAUACGCAUCAUCUUCUUCAGAAUCCUACUGUUCUAUGUGCUGGGAUCAUUGGCAGUUGGACUAAUCGUUCCCUACAAUGACUCCAAGUUGUUACACGGUGGCGCUGGUGCGGCUGCUUCGCCGUGGGUUAUCGGCAUUGUCAACGCCGGAAUACCAGUGCUGCCGUCAAUUCUGAAUGCGGUUAUUCUGGUCUCAGCGAUUUCAGUUGCUAAUAACAUGCUUUUUAAUGCCUCUCGUUAUUUAUAUUCUCUCGCACAAUGUGGCCAGGCACCGCGGUUCCUUCUGCGCUGUUCAUCAAGGGGAAUCCCAUACUACGCUGUUGGCGUAACAUCGUCCGUGUCUCUGCUCACCUACAUGUCCGUCUCCAACGGCGCAGGCAAGGUCUUCCUGUGGUUCAUGAACAUCACAACAUUCAGCAGUUUCUUGACUUGGAUGACUAUCGCCCUAUCAUAUAUUCGUUUCCGGGCAGCCAUUAUUGCCCAGGGCAUUGGGCUCGAUUUGCUCCCGUUCCGGACUCCUUUCCAGCCCUAUGCCGCCUACUUUAGCCUUGUGUAUUUCGGCUUUGUUGCCCUGGGAAAUGGAUUCGCUGUCUUCACAGAUGGGAACUGGUCGACCUCGGAUUUUAUCGCAGCCUACAUUGGUUUACCAAUCUACAUCUGUCUCUUCGUCUUCUGGAAAGUCUUCAAGAAAACCAGGUUUGUCCGGGCUCGCGCCGCCGACCUUUCGGUGCCUGGAGGAACGGUUGUUCAUGGGGGAUUGGACUUGGAAAACGCGGAAAUUGCCCAGACAGAGGCCAUGAAGGAGAGAUAA
Molecule: messenger RNA, 1632 nt
Organism: Aspergillus puulaauensis
Lineage: Eukaryota; Fungi; Ascomycota; Eurotiomycetes; Eurotiales; Aspergillaceae
Exons: 5
Coding region: 1-1632 (543 amino acids)
Biological process (GO): amino acid transmembrane transport
Cellular component (GO): membrane
Molecular function (GO): amino acid transmembrane transporter activity
Source: RefSeq, a predicted model, not a curated record